Messenger RNA from Entelurus aequoreus (snake pipefish), 2571 nucleotides. Its product is annotated as zinc finger protein 501-like. The transcript has 2 exons. NCBI's taxonomy places the organism in Eukaryota, Metazoa, Chordata, Actinopteri, Syngnathiformes, Syngnathidae. Bases 210 to 1541 code for a protein of 443 amino acids. The record is from RefSeq and is a predicted model, not a curated record.
UCUAGCGCAUGCGCAAAUGUACGUGAAGCCGAGCAAAAAGAGAAGACCGCAUGCUAUGGUUGUUCGGAAAUUCUUCGAAUUCACGAUCUUAAAGUCAUGAUUCACAGCAAAUAUAGCAACAAAUAUCUCAAUUGGUAUUUUCCAAAGCCACGAAACGUGCAUUGAGUUUGGAGCGAUAUCUGAAGUGAAGAUUGAAGACGUGAUAGAAGAUGGACGACUACUGCUAUGCUAAGAUGGCGACGUCCGCUAAAAGAGAACAUGAAAGAGAAUCAGCGCCACCAACUUCCAGCAAAUCACCAACGGAGAUAAAGACGAAAAAUGAAGACGUCCAGCAGCUGAUGGGUAAUCCAGAAGAAGUUUCCCCUCAGUUAGGGGGGAGCUCCACUUUGAAGCAGGAGACUCCACAACCACCCUGCAUUAAAAAGGAAGAGGAGGAACUCUGCAUCACUCAGGAGGGAGAGUGUCUUCUAGGACGAGAGGAAGCUGAUUACACCAAGUUUCCACUGAGUAUUCUCUCUGUGAAGACUGAAGAUGAUGAAGAGAAACCUCAAGUAGACAACCUCUCAGCUCCACUAUCAGAUAGUGAGGCUGAAGACGAGGUUGAAGAACCUUUGAGCAGCGAUAAAGACUGUGAAGGUGAUAUGAGGACUCACACUGACAACAAACACUCUGAAUGCUCUACAAAGAAGAGAGGUAAAACAUGUUUGAGCUGUUCAGUUUGUGCUGAAAGUUUUACUCAAAAGAGCCAUUUGACUCGACACAUGAGAACACACACAGGUGAAAAAACAUUUACUUGUUCCGUUUGUGGCAACAGCUUUUUUCAAAAUAGCCAUUUGACUCAACACAUGAGAACACACACAGGUGAAAAACCAUUUAAUUGUUCAGUUUGUGGCAAAAGCUUUUCUCGAAAUAUCCAUUUGACUCAACACAUGAGAACACACACAGGUGAAAAACCCGUUAGUUGUUCAGUUUGUGGCAAAAGCUUUUCUCGAAAUAGCCCUUUGACUGAACACAUGAGAACACACACAGGUGAAAAACCAUUUAAUUGUUUAGUUUGUGGCAAAAGCUUUUCUCGAAAUAGCCCUUUGACUGAACACAUGAGAACACACACAGGUGAAAAACCAUUUAAUUGUUCAGUUUGUGGCAACAGCUUUUCUCAAAAAAGCUGUUUGACUCAACACAUGAGAACUCACACAGGUGAAAAACCCUUUUCUUGUUCAGUUUGUGGCAAAAGCUUGUCUGUUAAGAACACUUUGAUUGAACACAUGAGAACACACACAGGUGAAAAGCCAUGUAAGUGUUCAGUUUGUGGCAAAAGCUUUUCUUUUAAAAGCCUUUUGACUCAACACAUGAGAACACACACUGGACUAAGACCAUUUAAUUGUUCAGUUUGUGGUAAAACCUUUCCUUAUAACAGCUCUUUGUGGCGACACAUGAGAACACACGCUGGAGAAAAACCAUUUAGUUGUUCAGUGUGCUGUAAAAGGUUCACAUAUAAAGCAGACGCAGUAAAACACAUAAGAACACACAAGGGAAAAUAACCAAUUAGCUGUUUAGUUUGUGGUAUGUUGUUCAUAUUUGGUGACAUCCACCCUACCCAGGACCUCCUCACUGCUUCUUUCACAAAUAUCUGAGGUAUUCAUACAAACUUGGAUCAUUUGGAGCAUAAUCUUAUCCACUCAUGACCCCAUGUCUUCUCUGUAUCUGAAACCUUCCUGAACAGUAAGAUAGAUGAUGCUUCAAGUGCUUGGUUACUCCUUCUUCAGUCCAGGGACCUGGGGCCUCAUGUGUCAAGUUUGUGCACGCUCAAAAACCUGCACUACACCCUUUUUCACUGCAAAGUUGAGAUGUAUCAAAACUGACGUUGGGAUGCUGGGUAACUGUUUGCAUAACAAACUGCCAACAUUUACUCUGAUUGAUGUGCAAAUCAGAGACAUAUGAACAAUUAACCCCCAACACCCACAACCCAACCCCCACUUCCCUCGACAUUUGGGCAUAACAGGUUCAAUCCGGCCCGCGAGAUGAGUUUGCGAAGUGUAAAAUUUAGCUGCAUUUUUUUAAUGAAAUAAACUGCUGUUCUAAUUGUGUCCACUGGAUGUCGCAAUAGCAAUUCUGUUAGGCAAGCAAAUAGUUUAUACCGGGGCGAGCAAGUAUACUAAGCAAGAGGUACACGUUAAAGCGGGACUGUGACUCCUCCCCCUCCACCCAACGUAAAACAGGAGUAAAAUAAGCAAUCAGUAACCCCACUUAAAAUGCAGCAUGAGACACUGCACACUGAUAUAGUUCUGUGAAAAUGUAAAGAAAGUGAACAGUGUGUGAUUUACUGCAAUACUGUCAGUCUUUUAACUUUUUAUUUGUGCUUUGUUGAAAUUGUUCACACAUUGCACUGCUUUUAUUUUUCUAUCAAUACACAUUAUGUCUAGAAGACAGGAAGUAACUCAACACUCUUGAAUAGUUUCUACCUCAGUUUGUAUGGUUUGUUGAGUUAGCACAGGAUUAACUAACUUGAAGUAUUUUGUCAAGUGGAUUAUUUGUGAUAUGUACAUUUUCAGAACGUGCUCGUUCUAUUUU